Pelmatolapia mariae (spotted tilapia) is the source of this 10396-nucleotide messenger RNA. It is a transcript of the gene cacna1db, whose product is annotated as calcium channel, voltage-dependent, L type, alpha 1D subunit, b. Gene Ontology annotation, cellular component: membrane; voltage-gated calcium channel complex. Lineage: Eukaryota; Metazoa; Chordata; Actinopteri; Cichliformes; Cichlidae. Gene Ontology annotation, molecular function: high voltage-gated calcium channel activity. Gene Ontology annotation, biological process: calcium ion import across plasma membrane. The transcript is spliced from 50 exons. The record is from RefSeq and is a predicted model, not a curated record. The coding region runs from base 447 to 7178 and encodes 2243 amino acids.
GAGGGUUUUUUUUAAAGCAACAUCUGGCGUCUAGAGUUAAAAACAUUUUAAUGUUUACGUUGAGAUGAUCUCAUUCGCUCUUUGCAAGUUUCCCAAUAGGCGGCAACAGGUGCAUUUCCAGUUGGUGGGCGCGCGUGAUUUCAGCACAGUGGAGCCCACGCGAUUGCUCCAACUUGUGUCAGUCCGUCCCCAGCCACAGAGAGGAUAAUUGACAGCAGUGGAUUGACUGCCCCUGCCAGCGCGUCCUCUCGGAUACGCCGUGAAUCUGCAGGCAGGCACCCGGAUGUGGCGAAAAUGUUUGGUGCUCCUCUCAGGGUCUGCGCUCGGAAAACAUUUUAUGAUUCAGGUUAAAGGCUCUGUUCAGGUUUCGCGCCUUCGACACCUUCGGACGGUUUUUCCAACGAUGAGUUGGAUUUAAAACGGAUCUUUUCGAUGUGGAUUCGAGGAUGCAAGAAGCAGAUGAACAGUCUGAAGGGGCACAGUAUGCCAGCAACAGAAGGACCACUCCCCCAACUGACACCUCAGCUCCCUGGUCAGAAAGAAACACCCAUCUGCACCAGCUCCAUCCAUCACAGUCCCUUCAUCCUCCAGCUAGCACCGGCAAGCCUGUCGGCUCCGCUCAUGGCCUCCUCGGGGCCAACAACUCCAUUCAGGGCCCCGGUGGAGCUGCACCCGGAGUCAGCCCAGUCCUCGCUUGGCAUGCCGCCAUUAGCGCAGCCCGGCAAGCGCAGGGCGAUCCUGAAAAGCCCAACAUAAGUUCACGUCCCUCAGUUUGUACCACUUCUGCGCCAGCUCCUGUGGGCUCACUGGCACAGAAGAAGAGGCAGCAGUAUGCCAAAAGCAAAAAGCAGGGAGGAUCCACCAGCGGCAGACCACCCAGAGCCCUUUUCUGCCUCACCCUCAACAAUCCGAUCCGCAGAGCCUGCAUCAGCCUGGUGGAGUGGAAGCCCUUUGAUAUCUUUAUACUGCUGUCUAUUUUUGCCAACUGUGUGGCCUUAGCCAUCUACAUCCCCUUUCCUGGAGACGACUCCAACUCUACCAACCAAGAACUGGAGACAGUAGAAUAUGCCUUCCUCAUCAUUUUCACAAUAGAGACAUUUCUGAAGAUUAUUGCCUACGGUCUGGUGAUGCACCAAAACUCCUACGUCAGAAACGGCUGGAACAUGCUGGACUUUGUCAUCGUCAUUGUGGGGUUGUUCAGUGUGGUUCUGGAGAUGAUAACCAAAGAUGCAGAUUCUGGUGGUCAGUCUGGAGGCAAACCUGGAGGGUUUGACGUCAAGGCCCUCCGAGCCUUUCGCGUGCUACGACCCCUUCGCCUUGUCUCUGGAGUUCCCAGUUUACAGGUGGUUUUAAAUUCCAUUAUUAAAGCCAUGGUUCCCUUGCUUCACAUUGCUCUGCUGGUCCUCUUUGUCAUUAUUAUCUAUGCCAUCAUUGGCCUGGAGCUUUUUAUUGGCAAAAUGCAUGCCACCUGUUACGUGACAGAAACAGGUGCCCUCGCAGAGGAAGAGCCGGCGCCAUGUGCAAUAUCAGGGCAUGGGCGUCAUUGCCUUCUCAAUGGUACAGUUUGCCGGGAGGGCUGGCAAGGCCCCAACAAUGGCAUCACCAACUUUGACAACUUUUUGUUUGCCAUGCUCACUGUGUUCCAAUGCAUCACCAUGGAAGGCUGGACUGACGUUCUCUACUGGAUGAAUGAUGCAAUGGGCUUUGAGCUGCCGUGGGUCUACUUUGUCAGCCUCGUCAUCUUUGGAUCCUUCUUUGUUCUUAACUUGGUUUUGGGUGUGCUGAGUGGAGAGUUCUCCAAAGAGCGAGAAAAGGCCAAGGCUCGAGGUGAUUUCCAGAAGCUGCGUGAGAAGCAGCAGUUAGAAGAAGACCUGAAGGGCUACUUGGACUGGAUCACGCAGGCAGAGGACAUCGACCCUGAGAACGAGGAGGAGGGAGAUGAGGAGGGCAAGCGUAACCGGGUCACGCUGGCUGACCUUACUGAGAAGAAGAAAGGAAAGUUUGGCUGGUUCACUCAGUCCACAGAGACACAGGCGAGCAUACCCACAAGUGAGACAGAAUCAGUGACCACAGACAAUCACAACGGAGAGGAAGACAAAUCACCGUGCUGUGGUCCGCUGUGUCAAAAAAUUACUAAAUCAAAGUGCAGCCGUCAGUGGCGUCGAUGGAACCGUUUCUGCCGCAGGAAGUGUCGUGCAGCUGUGAAAUCGGUGACCUUUUAUUGGCUCGUCAUCAUCUUGGUGUUCCUCAACACUCUUACCAUCUCCUCUGAGCACUACAACCAGCCAGACUGGCUGACUGAAGUACAGGAUGUUGCCAACAAAGUUCUUCUGGCCUUGUUCACCUUGGAGAUGCUGGUGAAAAUGUACAGCUUGGGGUUGCAGGCCUACUUUGUAUCCCUGUUUAACCGCUUUGACUGUUUCGUGGUGUGUGGCGGCAUCGUAGAGACCAUCCUGGUGGAGUUAGCGAUCAUGUCUCCUUUGGGUAUCUCUGUAUUGCGCUGCGUACGCCUCCUUCGAAUCUUCAAAGUCACACGUCACUGGGCGUCUCUCAGUAACCUGGUGGCCUCUCUCCUCAACUCCAUGAAGUCCAUCGCAUCCCUGUUGCUGCUGCUUUUCCUCUUCAUCAUUAUCUUUUCCCUGCUUGGCAUGCAGCUUUUUGGGGGAAAGUUUAACUUCGAUGAAACUGUGACUAAAAGAAGCACUUUCGAUAACUUCCCCCAGGCCCUUCUCACUGUUUUCCAGAUCUUGACAGGAGAAGACUGGAACACAGUAAUGUAUGAUGGCAUCAUGGCAUACGGUGGUCCUGCCUCCUCUGGAAUGGUCGUCUGCAUUUACUUCAUCAUCCUCUUCAUUUGUGGAAACUACAUCCUGCUAAAUGUUUUCUUGGCCAUCGCCGUUGACAACCUGGCAGAUGCAGAGAGUCUCAACACAGCGCAGAAAGAGGAGGAAGAGGCAAAGAAGAGGAAGAAUAGUGCAAGGGAUGCAAGCGCUGAUAAGAAGAGAUGUGACAUAGCAGAAAGCAAAGAUGGCGAGACCAAGGUGCCACUGGAGGGCUUGCAAGAGGAAAACAAAGAGUUGUAUCCUUCCAGUGACUCUCCAGUGUGUGAUGAUGGUACCGACAAUGACGAGCUCCCAGAAGUCCCGUCUGGACCUCGGCCUCAGCGACUUUCUGAACUCACCAUCAAAGAAAAGAUUCCACCCAUCCCCGAAGGCAGCGCCUUCUUCAUUUUCAGCAGCACAAAUCCGUUUCGUGUAUUCUGCCAUAAGCUGAUCAACCAUCAGAUCUUUACCAACCUCAUCCUGGUCUUCAUCAUGCUUAGCUCUGUCUCGCUGGCUGCCGAAGACCCCAUCCGCAACUUCUCUGCUCGCAAUAUCAUACUUGGUUAUUUUGACUAUGCUUUCACCGCAAUCUUUACUGUUGAGAUCCUGUUGAAGAUGACAGCAUUUGGAGCAUUCCUUCAUAAAGGGGCGUUCUGUAGAAACUACUUUAACCUAUUAGACCUGCUGGUCGUUGGUGUGUCUCUGGUGUCUUUUGGCAUUCAGUCGUCCGCCAUCUCAGUGGUGAAAAUUCUUCGUGUUUUGCGAGUUCUUCGUCCUCUCAGGGCCAUCAACAGAGCAAAGGGACUCAAGCACGUGGUCCAGUGUGUAUUUGUGGCCAUCAGGACCAUUGGCAACAUCAUGAUUGUCACCACUCUGCUGCAGUUCAUGUUCGCUUGUAUCGGAGUGCAACUUUUUAAGGGUAAAUUUUAUCGAUGCACAGAUGAUGCAAAGUCCAGCCCGGAUGAGUGCAAGGGUACAUAUAUUCUCUACAACAAUGGUGACACUGCGCUGCCCAUGGUGAAGGAGAGGAUCUGGUAUAACAGUGAAUUCAACUUUGACAACGUCCUCAUGGCCAUGAUGGCUCUUUUUACCGUUUCCACCUUUGAAGGAUGGCCCACUCUGCUGUACAAGGCCAUCGACUCCAACAGGGAGAACAUGGGCCCUAUCUACAACUACCGCAUCGAGAUCUCCAUCUUCUUCAUCAUCUACAUCAUCAUCAUUGCCUUCUUCAUGAUGAACAUCUUUGUUGGUUUUGUCAUUGUUACGUUCCAGGAGCAAGGGGAAAAGGAGUACAAGAACUGUGAGCUGGACAAAAAUCAGCGUCAGUGUGUCGAGUACGCUCUUAAAGCUCGCCCUCUUCGGCGCUACAUUCCCAAAAACCCCUACCAGUACAAGUUCUGGUAUGUGGUGAACUCCACCGGCUUCGAGUACGUCAUGUUUGUCCUAAUCAUCCUCAACACCUUAUGCCUGGCCAUCCAGCACCAUGGUCAGUCUCAUUUAUUUAACUAUGCCAUGGACAUCCUGAACAUGGUGUUCACUGGGGUUUUCACUGUAGAGAUGAUCCUCAAGCUGAUUGCCUUCAAGCCCAGAAACUAUUUUGCUGAUGCAUGGAACACGUUUGAUGCCUUAAUUGUUGUGGGUAGCGUGGUUGACAUUGCCAUCACUGAGAUCAAUUCGGCAGCCAUUCCUGUUGUCAAGGUGAUAGUGGAGCCAGGGAACACAGAGGACAGCGCUCGCAUCUCCAUCACCUUCUUCCGCUUGUUCAGGGUGAUGCGAUUGGUCAAACUGCUGAGCAGGGGUGAGGGAAUCAGGACUCUCCUGUGGACCUUCAUCAAGUCCUUCCAGGCUCUUCCCUAUGUCGCACUCCUGAUAGCCAUGCUGUUCUUCAUCUAUGCUGUAAUUGGAAUGCAGGUGUUUGGGAAAAUAGCAAUGGUAGAUGGAACACAAAUCAACCGCAACAACAACUUUCAAACCUUUCCCCAAGCCGUCUUGAUGCUGUUCAGGUGUGCUACAGGCGAGGCCUGGCAGGAGAUCAUGCUAGCCUGCAUGCCAGGCAAGCUGUGCGAUUCAGAGUCAGACUACAACCCCGGAGAGGAGAGGACCUGUGGCAGUGGCUUUGCCAUUAUCUACUUCAUCAGCUUCUACAUGCUCUGUGCUUUCCUGAUCAUAAACCUGUUUGUUGCUGUCAUCAUGGAUAAUUUUGACUAUCUGACCCGUGAUUGGUCCAUUCUCGGGCCGCACCACUUGGACGAGUUUAAAAGGAUCUGGUCAGAAUACGACCCAGAAGCUAAGGGCAGGAUAAAGCAUCUCGAUGUAGUUACUCUACUGAGGAGGAUCCAACCCCCGCUGGGCUUUGGGAAACUUUGCCCUCACAGAGUGGCCUGUAAGCGUCUGGUGGCAAUGAACAUGCCCCUGAACAGUGAUGGAACUGUAAUGUUUAAUGCCACCCUGUUUGCUUUGGUCCGCACUGCUCUCAAGAUUAAGACUGAGGGGAACCUGGAGCAAGCCAAUGAGGAGCUUAGAGCUGUGAUCAAGAAGAUCUGGAAGAGGACCAGUAUGAAGCUACUGGACCAAGUGGUGCCUCCUGCAGGCGAUGACGAGGUAACAGUGGGGAAGUUCUAUGCCACCUUCCUGAUACAGGACUACUUCAGAAAGUUCAAGAGGCGCAAGGAGCAAGGUCUUGUGGGAAGGCGCUCAUGGGAGAGGCUGAAUACCACCUUGGCUCUACAGGCUGGCUUGCGUACGCUGCAUGACAUUGGACCGGAAAUCCGUCGUGCCAUAUCGUGUGACCUCCAGGAGGAAGGACUAGUAGAUGAAAAUGGAGAAGAAGAGGAGGAAAUCUACAGACGUAAUGGCAGCCUUUUUGGGAACCAUGUCAACCACGUAGGUGGGGAUCAGCAAGGCUCUUCUCACCCCACCACCGUCACACAGCGGCCACUACAGAUCUUGCCCUUCUCCAGCGCUGCCUCAACCGAACCCCCGCAAAUCGUCAGGAGAGCCAGCAGUGACGACAGGGAAGGAGCGACAGAACUGAACUCUUCACCAAUCCUGUACAAUCAACUUCAUCACACCACUCAUUACCCUCACUGUAAUUCCACUUGUGUUCAAUCGCCAAUACCUUCCAAUGCCAACCUCAACAAUGCCAACGUGCCCUCACUUCUCUCCAUGACCAUUGCGAGGCAGCAGAAGUGUUUAAGACGGAGUCGCCCGUCCUCCACCAGAAACGCAUCAUCAACAACUACUUACAGCAAAGGACUGCAAGGCAAGCCUUGGAAGUCGCACUCCACAAGGACACGCUACUAUGAGGCCUAUAUUAGGUCAGAGAGCAGCGGAGCACUUUAUCCCACCAUUCGUCGAGAGGAGAGGGGCAAUGUGGACAGCGAUGAAGAGAGAGGCUCGGGCGAGUACUUCAGUGGGGAGGAAUUUCAUGAAGAUGACAUCAUGCUCACAAAGGAAAGGUUGUCCAACAAUGAAUGCCAUGAUGACGCAGAGGGAGAUUUUGACCUCGUUUCCAGGGGUGACUGCCAGUCUGAAGGUUACUGUGACGAUGAUCAACGGCCAAUCUACCAGGACAGCAGGCCGUCACCCAGGAAAUGGUUUUUACCCUCACCUCAAGCCUCCAACAGACCAACAUUCAGCUUUGAGUGUCUUCGGAGAAGAAGUAGUGAAGAUGAUGCUCCUCCUUCUCCAUCAUGCACAGCUCUUCCACUACACCUGAUGCAGCAACAGGUGAUGGCGGUGGCCGGUCUCGACGCAAGCAAAAUUCACCGUCUUUCUCCCACAAGGUCCAUGCGCUCGUGGGCCACACCUCCUGCCUCCCCAGUUAGCCGUGACUUCUCGCCCAGUUACACGCCACUCAUACAGGUGGAUUGGCGCAGUCCUGGCAGUGUGGCCAGCAUCCCUGGAGCAGUGAAGAGGAGUUCAUGGUACACAGAUAGUCAGGAUGGCCCUCCCAGCCAAAGCCAUUCUCCGUCACGUCUGCAUUUACCCGCAGAGUGCUGCUCGCACUGCCUGCAAAAGAGAGGCAGUGCCAACAGUCUGGUGGAAGCUGUGCUGAUUUCUGAAGGUUUGGGGAAAUACGCCAGGGACCCUAAAUUUGUGUCAGCAACUAAACAGGAGAUUGCAGACGCCUGCGAAAUGACCAUCGAUGAAAUGGAGAGUGCCGCCAGUAACCUGCUGAAUGGGACCAUGGGUAAUGGCAACACCUGGAGGAAAGAGAGCGUUGGCUCGGAUUCGCAUGCCAGUGCAAAUAUUAGGGACCACAGCAUCCGUGACUACAGCGAUGAGGAGCCAUAUGUGGCUGUGAAAUGUGAGGAGGACCUAACAGAUGAGAUGAUAUGCAUCACCUCACUAUAACAGCAGCUCACACUGGGAUAUAUUUAGGAUUUUUUCAAUUGAAUUUUUACUACUGUUCUACGGUGAGGGGACACCUCUAUUCAAGUGCAUCAUGCAAUAAUGAAAACGUGUAAAACACAGAUGGAUAAGAGAGCAAAGUGCCUUGUUUUCUCUUAAGAAAUGAUGAAGAAAUGGUUGGGUUUAUGGAAAAUUUAGCAAACCAGAGGGAAUCAAAUCUGCCUGCCAACCAGUCUGCCAUCUAGUGUGAAUUUAAACCUCUAAAUGGAGUUUUUCUUUAUUGUUACACCGGUUUCUUACAGCAGGAAAAACUCAAAUGUAGGUUUUCUAACACAGAUUUUCGGGAUCAUCGUAAUCAGCUUCAGUUCAAGGCGAUAAUGGGUCUGUCCAGCUGCAUUGUUCUAAAAUAAAUCUAAACUGUUUACUCGAUAUAUAAAGAGCCAAAAAAACAAAAAGUGUUCGACCGUUUUAAUCAUUUUUAGAUUGCAGUGCAUGAUUUUGUUUUUCCCCACAGAAGCUGAUUUUAUUAAAACAAUUUUAGAAAAAUUUCCAAAGCAUUUAACUAACUAAUGUUCCAGUUUAGAUGUCUGAAAAAACAAACAAACACCAGCGCCAGGUCAGCGUAUGGUUGUCCAGCCAUUCCAAGCUUCCCUGUAUUUCGUUGCCAGAUCCAUGUAUAUAAAUAAUGUGUGAUUUUAAACCUUUUAUUGGUCAUGUUAGCAAACACUGGUUGUUCACAUUACAUUAUUACCUUCGUGACUCGAUUUAGAGUAAAAAAAAAAAAAAAAAACUUGACAGAAACAGUUUUUUUCGUGGUAGUCUUGAUCACUUAAACUUCUCUGGGUUCACAGUUCAGGAUUUCAGGGCUAAGCUUGGCUAUGUCUCUGUUUUUGACUUGAAAAGGAAAUCACAUAUCAGUAGGGAAAAAAACAACAAGUCUUUGUCCUCAGGCAUAUCCUCUUUCUUCAUGUAAUCGCGGACGCAUUCUCUUAAGUCCUCCCUUUACACCAACAGCAGUGCUACAUUCAAGGAGUUUGAUCAAGCUACACACCCUAAAAAUAAAGGAAUAUUAGGAUGCUGUGUGUCACUCACUGCUGUGUGUCACUCACUGCCCAUGAUGAUCCUUAACUUUGGAGACUGAGUUUUCUUUGUUAAGCCCUUUACUCAGAUAUGCAAUGAUGUACAGUACCUUGAAUCACUAUUCCCCCUGAAUCACUCUGAGAUCAGCAACAGUAGAUAAUCUCUGAGGUUUCUGUGUGAUGUGGCUCAACAGACUCAUGAGUCUCUUGUGUAAAACUAGUGCAUGAGACCCGGACUACUCAUGUUUUAAAAAUAAUUACUUGCUGACAGCAUGAACUUAUCUUUGACAGUUCUUGAAGGUGAAACAAAAGUAAAAGCAAAGACCACCAGAGUUUCUUUGUGUCACAGAUGACACAUCAAGUAAACCGUUUAUUCCCUCCACAGCUGCAAAACUCUUCUUUAGUUCCCACAAGUCUCACACCAGCUGAGCUGCCGGGAAGUAGAAAAUCCUGUCAAGCGUGCUUGUUUUUGCAAUGGAAUGAAUAAGACCAUACAGGUGUCUACAUAAGGGGCGACUAUUUACUGGAUUGCCUGACAAUAUACUAUGUCAGUAUAUUUGCUCUUGUAAUGAAAUGACUGCUGUUGCCUUUUAUCUGUUGGAGUUGUUUUUGUCAAGACAAAGAGCACAACUGGGGGAAAAAAAGUAGUAAAGCGUUUCUGCACCACUAACGGGUGUUUGUCUCCCACUGCCAACUAUAAUAACCUUCAGAUUAAUUUAAGCAAAAAACAACACACCGAGUCAUGGCUAGGCAAUCUUUCUUUUUUUCUUACUCUAAAUACUGCUGUAAGGGCAAUUUGUUCUGUACAAUCAAAGGGCUCCUUUAAAACCAAAACAAGGGAAUGCUUGGUUACAUUGUAACCCUGGUUCUCUGAGUGUAGAGACUCUCUCUCCACUCUACUACGUAUUCCAUUUAUGAGUUGGAGAGAUAGUCUGGACAUAAUAGAGAACACUCGUCCAUACUCAGAUGCGUCAAAUGUUUUUUGUUACCAAAAUUACUGAAGUUUAUUUAUUUAUUUAUUGUGACUAAAAGUUGACUAAAGGGUCUAAAUCUGGUGCCGGUAUUUGCUAUUGGACGUUCUGAUGAUGUAGAUAUAGUUGUACAGAUGUACAAGCAGGAUACAAGCUGCUAUCUGGACUAUUGUUCAGAUGGACUGCAAAUGCACUCUUUCCUCUUCACUUUAGAAGAGCCUCAUACAGGUUUAAGUGGCCAAUACAGCUGAUAAAUGAGACAUAUGCAUUUUUUAACUGCAAGUAAAUUGUUUUUAAUGUAGACUUUGAAAAAAAUCUUAUUACCUCUGUAACUCUCCGGGCCUGUUGGUUAACAUGUCAGGGAAACUCUGGUAACGCUGCAUUUGCACAAAAGUAGUAUUCGGAAACAUUUAUGUGUGAUUUUUUUUCUUUAUUGGCAGCGAUCAUGAUUUGUUGUCCAAAAGUCCAUAGUAAUGAAUGAUGAACCACCAAAUCUUUAGUAAAAAUCAGUGUUUGAUUGACACGAGAUCUACUGCCGAACUGAAAUGUUUGUACCCAACAUUAAAAAGAUUAAAGAAAAGUACCAGAUUCAACACUGGUUUGAUUUUCAAGAAGCCAUAAAAAGUCUGAGGUGAACAUGCUGGCUUCUAUGUGAGACUUUUGUUUUUUAUUGAAAACCACCCAACUCCACUCCCCAAGGCAUUCAGUUAUGCUUUAAAUCACUUACGAGAGCUUCUUGACUGGAAGCCACCUGCUUAGGAAUAUAAUCUGUCAAAAGCGCACGACUCCAAACAGUUCAGAUUUACCCUGCGGCUCACAUGCGAGAAACUUGAGACAACAACAGUCACGUGGAGAUUAUUACUAGUGCAACUACCCAAAUGAUUUAUCACAUGAGAUAAAAUGACAAGGACUGCAAAGCUUUGUUGUGCAACGCAGCUUUAUUUUUUUGUACUGUUCCACUGCUUUACAGAUGUCUAUAAAGUGACAAUGAUGUAUAAAAUCUGUACAGCGUUUGUAAAAAGUACACGAUUAACUUGAAGAUCUCUGCUUUCUAUCCAGUUGUAUGAAAAUUUAAAAAAAGCAAACAAGAAUAGCUCUAUCUCUACUUUGUAGCAUAAGUACUAGUACCUUAUAAGUUUUGUACCAAUAAAAAGAGAAGCCCUUUUUUGCA